AUGCGCCUUAUCAACUGUAAAACAUUGAAGCUAGAGUUUAAGGAGCUCCAAGAUGCACCGCCUUAUGCUAUUCUGUCUCAUACUUGGGGAGACGGGGAGGUUACAUUCGCCGAUUUCCACCAGACCAGCCGUAGGAAAUUGGAUGGCUGGAGAAGGAUAGCUCUCGCCUGCCAGCAAGCACUACAGGAUGGCUUGGAGUACGCAUGGGUUGAUACUUGCUGCAUCGAUAAAAGCAGCAGCGCCGAGCUAUCAGAAUCGAUCAAUUCCAUGUUCAAAUGGUAUGGCCAUUCUCACAAGUGCUAUGCCUUUUUGACCGACUAUUCGUGUUCGGAAUCGAUUGACGAGGACUUUACCAAGUCCAACUGGUUUUCUAGCGGUUGGACGCUUCAGGAGCUUAUUGCGCCAAGUACCGUUAUGUUUUUCGACAAAGAAUGGCAAUACACAGGAACAAAGGAAGAUCUUGGCCGUCAGAUUUCUCAAAAUACCAACAUCGACAAGGAACUCCUUGCCACGACUGGGUUCGAUGCAAUUCGAAAUCGCUUAUAUGCCUGCACCGUGGCACAGAGAAUGUCAUGGGCAGCAACUCGUAAGACCAAGAGGGAGGAAGAUAUUGCAUACUGCUUGUUGGGAAUUUUUGGACUCAGCAUGCCAAUGCUGUACGGCGAAGGCGACCGUGCUUUCAUGCGGCUGCAAGAGGAAAUCAUCAAAGAAACUAACGAUAUGACCUUGUUUGCCUGGCAGACGUCGGACCACGGCGUCUAUGAUCGUUUUAACGAGAUGCAUCCUGGUGCCAAAACCUACAGAGGAAUUUUGGCUAGAAGUCCUCGAGAAUUUAGUAUGGCACACCAACUACUUUCGUCAUCACAUUUAAGCCUCGUUCCAGAAUACAGAAUGAUGAACAAGGGUCUCAAAUUAUCAAGCGAGGUUGUCCUGAAAGCCAUCAACCACGAUACCUAUUUCAUGUCUCCCAACUGUUACACACGCAGUUUAGCCUCAAGACACUGCGGCAUAUGUUUGAAGAACUAUGGCGCCGGUCUAUUUGCCCGAGUCUGCCCUGACAAGUUGUUGUUGGAACCUGAAGGCACUCUGGCUAGCCCUGGGGAGAUCUACGUCAGCAAAAAUCUGCUACCAGCGGAGCUCCAAGCACUCGAGCAACUCUCUCAGCAGGUUUUCAGAUUGUCCUACAAAUUUGAUACUUCAAAAUAUGUUUGUACCGUUGAAGCUAUUGAGCCGCGCAACCAGUGGGUUUCGGCCAAAGGCAUCUUCAGGCCGCCUCCAAGGCAGUCCUCCUUCACCGGAUAUCACAGAAUUUUGUGGCAGAGGAAGGAUAGUAACAACGUUGAGAACAGGAAAUCAGUUACCAGCGGCCGUUUUAUGGCGUUAUGUGGCUGGAACAAGGGAUCCGGGCUGUGGUUUUGCCUGGCCUCAGCUGAAGAGGACCCGGAACUUUACAAGGCAGCUGAGUCUAUGGACCUUGAGCUGGCAGGAAAGCUUGGAAAUUUAAGCAAAAGAAUUAGGACGCCACUCAGAUUCCAGUCCCCAUCCAACGCGGGGAUAACUCUAAAAAUAGAGGAAGAGUAUGGUAAAGGCAUUACGCAGUCUGUUUUUGAUGUCCAGGUUUGGCUGGGUGUUGAUGACUUUUCUCCUCAUAAUUGGCAAAACUACGGAUAUGAUGAGAUACCAGUCCAUUAUCUGCAAUAA
Clonostachys solani is the source of this 1701-nucleotide messenger RNA. The record is from the annotation of a GenBank genome assembly. Lineage: Eukaryota; Fungi; Ascomycota; Sordariomycetes; Hypocreales; Bionectriaceae.